This is a messenger RNA of Peromyscus californicus insignis, 4968 nucleotides long. It is a transcript of the gene Aoc3, whose product is annotated as amine oxidase copper containing 3. Gene Ontology annotation, cellular component: plasma membrane; endoplasmic reticulum; early endosome. Gene Ontology annotation, molecular function: copper ion binding; primary methylamine oxidase activity; quinone binding. The transcript has 4 exons. Bases 416 to 2707 code for a protein of 763 amino acids. NCBI's taxonomy places the organism in Eukaryota, Metazoa, Chordata, Mammalia, Rodentia, Cricetidae. Gene Ontology annotation, biological process: amine metabolic process; response to antibiotic. The record is from RefSeq and is a predicted model, not a curated record.
UGGAAGUGGGGGUUUCCUUGGCAAAACAAUGCUUCACAGUGAAAGCAGAGAAAGCUUCUGGCCCUAAGAAGGUGGGAGUUGGAGAGGAACUUGGUCUGAGAGGCACAGGCAUGUGGAGCAGACCCCACUCCUUACUGGUAGUGGGUUUCCAUGCACAGGCUGGAUUCCUCCCCCUUCUCUCAACCCAAACCCUGACCCAGAGAGCAGAGUCUGAUUUGGAAGCUGGAGGACAAAGCCAUGUAAGGUCUGUGGAUAUCACUGCCGCCAGCUCAGACCCGCCUCCCAACUCGGGCUCCAGCCUCCCUGUUCCCCACCCUCAGCAAAAGCAUCAGAAAACAAAGGCGUUCUGCUAGCGUCCAGACUCCUAAGCAAGAGGAGUCCAUUUCUGCUAAAAGCCUGUCCAUCCUCAAGAACGAUGACCCAGAAGACCACCCUGGUGCUUCUGGCUUUGGCUGCCAUCACCAUCUUUGCCUUGGUUUGUGUCUUGUUAGCUGGUAGGAGCGGAGAUGGAGGUGGACUGGGCCAACCUCCUCGUUGUCCUUCCAUUCCUCCUAGUGCCCAGCCCUGGACCAAUCCUGGCCAGAGCCAGCUGUUUGCAGACCUGAGCCCUGAGGAGCUGACAGCUGUGGUGAGCUUUCUGAUCAAGCACCUGGGACCAGGGCUGGUGGAUGCAGCCCAGGCUCGGCCCUCGGACAACUGUGUCUUCUCAGUGGAGCUGCAGCUGCCUGCUAAGGCUGCAGCCCUGGCCCACCUGGACAGAGGGGGGCCCCCACCUGCCCGGGAGGCGCUGGCCAUCAUCUUCUUUGGUGCACAACCCCAGCCCAAUGUGACUGAACUGGUGGUGGGGCCCCUGCCUCACCCAUCCUACAUGCGGGAUGUGACUGUGGAGCGUCAUGGUGGGCCUAUACCCUAUUACCGGCGUCCUGUGCUAGCCAGAGAGUAUAUGGAUAUUGAGCAAAUGAUCUUCCACAGAGAGCUGCCCAAGGUUUCUGGGCUCCUCCAUCAUUGUUGCUUCUACAAACACGGGGGACACAACCUGCUAAAAAUGACUUCAGCCCCCCGUGGUCUGCAAUCAGGGGACCGGGCCACCUGGUUUGGUUUGCACUACAACCUCUCAGGGGCUGGUUUUUACCUACAACCUAUUGGCUUGGAGCUGCUGAUAGACCACAAGGCCCUGGACCCUGCCCUAUGGACCAUCCGGAAGGUAUUUUAUCAAGGCCGCUACUUUGAGAGUCUGGUUAAUCUGGAGGACCAGUUUGAGGCCGGCCAGGUAAAUGUGAUGGUGGUACCAGCCAAUGGCACAAGUGGGUCCUGGUCCCUAAAGUCCUCAGUGCCGCCAGGUCCAGCUCCCCCCCUGCAGUUUCAUCCCCAGGGACCCCGUUUCAGUGUCCAGGGGAGUCGAGUGGCCUCCUCUUUGUGGACUUUCUCUUUUGGCCUUGGAGCUUUCAGUGGCCCAAGGGUCUUUGAUAUCCGCUUUCAAGGGGAGAGAGUGGCCUAUGAAAUCAGUGUCCAGGAGGCCAUAGCCCUGUAUGGUGGCAAUUCGCCAGCAGCAAUGACGACUUGCUAUAUGGACGGUAGCUUUGGCAUUGGCAAAUACUCUACCUCCCUGACCCGUGGGGUGGACUGUCCUUACCUCGCCACCUACAUGGACUGGCAUUUCCUUCAGGAAUCUCAGGCCCCCAAGACACUACGCGAUGCAUUUUGUGUGUUUGAACAGAACCAGGGCCUCCCGCUACGGCGACACCACUCAGAUUUCUACUCCCACUAUUUUGGAGGUGUUGUGGAGACUGUGCUCGUGGUCAGAUCUGUGGCUACCUUGUUCAAUUAUGACUAUGUGUGGGACAUGAUCUUCCACCCCAACGGGGCCAUAGAAGUCAAAUUCCAUGCCACAGGCUACAUCAGCUCAGCAUUCUUCUUCGGUGCUGGUGAAAGGUUUGGAAACCGAGUUGGGGAGCACACGCUGGGCACAGUGCAUGCCCACAGUGCUCACUACAAAGUGGACCUGGAUGUGGCAGGGUUGAAGAACUGGGCCUGGGCAGAGGACAUGGCUUUUGUCCCCAUGAACGUACCUUGGAGUCCCGAGUACCAGAUACAGAGGCUGCAGGUGACCCGGAAGCUACUGGAGACAGAAGAGGAGGCUGCCUUCCCCCUGGGGAGUGCCACCCCACGCUACCUGUACCUGGCCAGUAACCACAGCAACAAGUGGGGCCAUAGGAGAGGCUACCGCAUCCAGAUACUCAGCUUUGCUGGGGAGCCACUGCCCCAGAAAAGCCCCAUAGAGAAAUCCAUCAGCUGGGGGAGGUACCACUUGGCUGUGACACGGAGGAAGGAGGAGGAGCCUAGUAGCUCUAGCAUCUUCAACCAGAAUGACCCAUGGACCCCCACUGUGGAUUUCACUGACUUCAUCAAUAAUGAGACCAUCGCUGGGCAGGACUUGGUAGCCUGGGUAACAGCUGGCUUUUUGCACAUCCCACAUGCAGAAGACGUUCCCAACACGGUGACCGUGGGGAACGGGGUGGGCUUCUUCCUCCGGCCCUACAACUUCUUUGACGAAGAUCCCUCCUUCUACUCGGCCGACUCCGUCUAUUUCCGAGACGACCAGGAUGCCAGUGCCUGUGAGGUCAACCCCCUGGCUUGCUUGUCCCAGACUGCCACCUGUGCGCCAGACCUCCCUGCCUUCUCCCAUGGAGGCUUUAUUCACAAAUAAGUGUCCCGUGGAUGGACAGUCUAGCCAAGGCCCUUAGGAUAAGAGGUGGGGAGAGCAGCAGCUGGCAGUGUACAGGGCCGUCUGUUUCUUCCGUCCACACGUCUCUGAUGUCUCCUCUCUCUUCUGCUGCACUUCCUGUCUCUCUCUCCCUGCCUGGAACAUCUUGAGCAUGAUGCCCGACACACAGGGACACUGGCCUUUGUUGAGAGUGGCUGUACUGAGUUCCUGCCUCGGGAGCCUGGCUAGGAGUCUAGAGAGAUGGCUAUGGGCUUUUUCAGACGGUUCCUUUUUUCUUUUUUCUUUUUGGCUUUUAUUAAAAAUUUUAUGGUCAAUUUGAAGACUCUGCUAUGAGGAUAAUCCUCUAGAGACCCCAAAGUAGGGACUCCCUGAGUCUUGACCAUCCACAGACGAGCCGUGAAGGGGACUCCUGCCCACAAUCCUGUCCACUUAAGCCUCUUCCAUCUCCCCUUCCUCUCUCUUGCCCACACCUCCUGGAUUCCUGCUUACUCUUAUAUUCCAUGAUUUCCCACUCAGUCCAAAGGGACGUCUGUCCUUCAUGUCCUCUCAGCCCUCAUUUCUCAACUGUGGUCCCUUCCUCUGGUCCCGAGGCUGUGGAAAUCUCAAAGAUGCAAUGGAACGUCUUAUUGGAGAGGACCAAGCUUGUUUGUCUCCUAACAUCUACCAUGUAUCAAGAGUAGGAGUUUCCCCGCUACAGUCCUGCUCUGCACUCUGUAUAAGAAAAUGGUCUAGAGACAGCAGGUGGCUCGAAGUUGCUAGGAUUAUGACAAAUGGUUAUUUUAUUCCAUGGCUCUACAUGACUACGGCCUCUGUGCCCUGUAGUAGCCAGUUUGGGACAGUGGAAUAGAAACCAUGUGUUGACCUCAAAGGUGAGAAGCAGAAAGCUCUGAGACGCCGUGCCCAAACCAAGGGCUGUCCAAUCAGAGGCAAGCAUGCAAAUGAGUAUGAGAGAGAGAAAGAGAAAGAGAGAGAGGCAUGGCUUGGUGGGACCUGCUUUUCCCAUCACUGCUUGACUUUCUUGAGAUCUGGACAGGGACGGUACAAGGAAACACCAAGUGACUGGAAACAAGGCACAUCGUUCCCGAGCAGACUGACCAGGCCAGGCCCAUUGUGACACAGUCUUACAGUGCAAUCCAACUAAGCUAAAAACUGUUAGGUGUCAUUACAUGUUAGUAGGAAGUAACCUUCAGAGGGAAAGGGCAUGUAGAAAUGUUUAUGGUUCAUUCCUAGCUUGUGUUUUUAUUUUUUUUAUUUUUAUUUUUUUUGGGUUUUUCGAGACAGGGUUUCUCUGUGUAGCUUUGCGCCUCUCCUGGAACUCACUUGGUAGCCCAGGCUGGCCUCGAACUCACAGAGAUCCGCCUGGCUCUGCCUCCCGAGUGCUGGGAUUAAAGGCAUGCGCCACCACCGCCCGGCUAGCUUGUGUUUUUAGAGGGAGGAGAAUAUAGAGGGAUGUGAUGGUACACAGCUAUAAUCCCAGACUCCACGUUGGGGGCUUGACCAAGAGCUACAUAGUGAGACCUUAUCUCACAAAACCAAGGGCUAGAAAUGUGGCUCAGUGGUAGAGUACCUGAGGCACAGCUAUUUUGUUUGGUGUUUUUGUUUUUCUUUUAUCUUUUUUUGUUUUUCAAGACAGGUUUCUUUGUGCAACAGCCUUGGCUGUCCUGGAACUUGCUUUGUAGACCAGGCUGGCCUGGAACUCACAGAGAUCCUCCUGCCUCUGCCUCCCAAGUGCAAGAAUUACAGGCGUGUGCCACCACUGCCUAGCUCCGAGGCACAGUUUUACAAUAGAUAUAUUUUUUUGCCCAUCAUGUCCAGGGUCUUGGGCUUAAUUCUCAGCACUGUAGAGAUGGCUCAGUGGUUAAGAGUGGACACACUGCCCUUGCAGGGGACCCAAGUUGGGUUUCCAGCAUCCAUAUUAAGUGCUCACGACUACCUGUAACUCCAGCUCCAGGAGAGCCAAUGUUCUCUUCAUGGGUACCUAUACUCAGGCACAUACCCCCACACAGACACACACAUACAAAUAGAAAUAAAAGAAUACUUUAAAGACAAAAGAAAAACUGAAAACGAGGAGGUUAUAAGUGCAUACUUGUUUAUUUCUGCAUUGAGAAAUGAGUAACACCAAUUGCCUCCGGGGAGGAAGAUGGGUGAGAGCAGACACUGGGUACUGCAUGCCAUUCUGGGAACAUCCUGAAGUUUGAACCAUGUGACUAUAUUGCUUCAUCAAAAUAAAUAAGUGGGCCCAA